Messenger RNA from Macrosteles quadrilineatus (aster leafhopper), 1553 nucleotides. RefSeq lists its product as uncharacterized. The transcript is spliced from 8 exons. Gene Ontology annotation, biological process: regulation of transcription by RNA polymerase II. Lineage: Eukaryota; Metazoa; Arthropoda; Insecta; Hemiptera; Cicadellidae. The record is from RefSeq and is a predicted model, not a curated record. Gene Ontology annotation, molecular function: RNA polymerase II cis-regulatory region sequence-specific DNA binding; DNA-binding transcription factor activity. The coding region runs from base 305 to 1258 and encodes 317 amino acids.
UCGUGCAUUGCAUUCCCAAUUGCGAGUCGCGAGUCGCGACUCUGUAGUCUCUACUGUGGAGGCACAGACUUUAUAUAAUACUUUAAUGGUUUCUGUUGUCUGUGGUAGAGGUAGACCGAAGAGCCGAAAUGUGGUAAAUAAAUAAUUAAUAAAAUAAAAUGCAGGGCAGGAGGAGCAGGACGCAGCAACUCAGCAUUCAGCAAGGCUAUAUUUAAUUUCGGUUCAUUGAAAGUUUGCGGAAGCUAGUUACAUCCACUUUUAUAUUUGUUUAACGAGUGCAAGUUGAAAGUUAAGUGACACGGAAAUGGAGGAGAAAUACGGGAAUAAGAUUCAUUUGAAUCUAGUUCCCAAAAAAGAACCAAGUGAUGACUCUCAUGUCCCAGACAGUGGACUCCUGAGGAGUUUGCUAAAAAAGGAGGAAUCUCCCAGCGACGAAGAUGACAGGAACUCUUGUGCGGAGAGGACCAAUGAUGCAAAUCAACUAAAGUUACACGACCUUGACGUUUUGAUGAAUGAUUUUCUGAAAGACAGUGCAAACCCUAACAGUGAUGUAAAGGUGAAGUCUGAGAUGGACUCUGAAGAAUCUGAAGAAAAUGAUCAAGACUCACCAAUGGCUCAGGAAACUGAAGAUCUGUCAGACAAGGAUGUUUUUACACCUCAGGAGAUUGUUGAAUCUGAAAGUAACAGUAGCAAGAGUCAUUCCUCAUAUAGAAGGAAUCCCAGAAGGAAUGCCACAAGAAGCAAGACACCACCAGUAGUAGCAGCCACAUCAAAGGUAAUUGUUGAAUCUGAAAGGAAGAAAAGCAAGAGGCGUGAUAAAAGUAUAAAUGUCAGAAGAAAUACCACAAGAACUACAUCACCAGCUGUAGCAGCCACAUCAAAUGAAAACCAAACACCAUCCAUAGAUUCAGACACCGAAGUGGCAAUUGUUGAAUCUGAAAGGGACAGUAGCAAGAGGCGUGAUAAAAGUAUAAAUGUCAGAAGAAAUACCACAAGAACUACAUCACCAGCUGUAGCAGCCACAUCAAAUGAAAACCAAACACCAUCCAUAGAUUCAGACACCGAAGAGCAGCACGAGCAUACACACAGAGAUAACAGACCUCAUGUCUGUAAUAUAUGUGGUCAAACGUUCAAACUAAGAACCCAUGUCAAACAACACAUGGCUGUCCAUGGAAUCACCAGGAAUCACAAGUGUGUUGUCUGUGAGAAGACUUUUGCCAGGAAAACCCAAUUGAACACCCAUCUGUCAACUCAUUGAUUGGUGUUUGCACAAAUGCUUUAGCCAGAUCCUCUUCAGAAGAUCCAAAAGUUUACAUUAUUGAAUAAUACUGUUCGAUGAAAUGGCGACACUUCAGAUCACAAGAUCCAAAAGUACAGUCAUUACCAGAUAUAAAAUUUUACAUUGUUAAUGACCCUAUGGAAGAGAGUGUCCUUUAGACUUUUGGUCUUGUGAACCAAGGGUCAGAAAAUACAAAAUAUACCAUUCUGUAGUUCUAAAGAUCAGAAGAUCCAAAAGUAGGAAUUAUUGUGUGUUUAUUUUAGCCCCGGUAAAA